AUUGUUCGAACAACCAGAUCCCGGAUGCUAAACGUUUUAAGAACUCAGAAUUGAGACAUGACAUCGUCAGUUGGCUGUAUAGCCGCGUGUAGGGUUCCUUCGGGAACGCACCGUGCUGCAGCGGCUUUCACUGCUUUGAGAAGCCCAAUUGACUGUCGAGCAUCGUCGUAUGCAACGUUUACACCGGAAGAUAUUUACGCAAUUAACCCUAAGUCAAACGUAGUUUCUUGCAAAGUGCCAGCCAAUCUUCCAAAAAAUUUCCCUCGUUUUACUGAUUUCCUUUUCGAGAAAACCGAACGUUUUUCUGAUCGUGAUGUAUUGGUGUGUUCCCAGAGCGGAAGAAAAUUGAGCCACUCUCAACUGCGCCAUGAAGCAAGAGCUUUUGGAUCUCGUCUAGUCGAGCGAGAAAUUCUGAAGAAUAAGAAUGACUCUCUUUCGAUUGUGUGCCCUAACAGCAUCGAGUUUGCCAUCAGUUUUUUUGGAACCAUUGCUGCUGGCGGCGUGAUUUCUCCAACGAACCCAGUGUACGUGAAAGAUGAAUUGGCGCAUAAUUUUCACCUUGCUGAACCCAAAGGCGUAGUUACUACUUCAGCGCAAUUAGAUGCAGUUCUAGAAGCAAUCGAUUUGCUUGGAUCCAAAAACACCAUUGGAAGCGUCAUUGUUACCGACAUCGCGACUGAACGCGAUCUGAAACACAAGUUCAGAAUUCCGCAGGGAGUGAAAAUUCUUCCAUGGGGAGAGUUUAAUGGUCAGACAUCUUCGAACGCCAUGGUCAAAGGAGCGGAUUCGUUUUCCCAGGACGACCUAGUUGUUCUUCCUUUCUCGAGUGGAACUACUGGUUUAGCAAAGGGGGUUCAUUUGAGUCACAAAUCCUUAGCAGCGAAUAUUCUGCAAAUGUCAUGCCCGGGGAUGUCAAAUAUUCAAGAGCACGAAAUAUUGGUCGGUCUACUUCCUUUUUUUCAUAUAUAUGGGAUGAACGCGAUCUUGGGCUUUGGAAUUUAUCACGGUGGAACGAACAUUCUCCUAGAAAAAUUCGAACCUUCAGCUCUUCUGAACUUACUACUGAAGUAUGAGCCAACGCUCUUCCAUUUGGUUCCCCCAAUCCUGAAUUUCUUGGCCAGAAGUCCGGACGUGAAAGAAGAACAUUUGGCCUCACUAAAGACCAUCACAUGCGGCGCAGCGCCGGCACCUGUCACCGUUAUAAACGAAUUGAUAAAAAAAUUCCCAGGAAUGACGGCAUCUUUCCAAGAAGGCUACGGAAUGACUGAAGCUUCCCCCGUAACCCAUUGGAUCCCGUAUGGAUGCAAAAAUUUUGGUUCUUGCGGUGGUCCGUUACCGGAUACACGAUCAGCUAUUAGAGAUGUUUCGACCGACAAGUUUUUAGGUUCGAACAAAAACGGAGAAAUCGUAGUUCAAGGUCCGCAAGUCAUGAUAUGCUAUCAUAAAAAUCCAUCUGCAACUGCCGAUACAUUAACGGAAGAUCGAUGGCUCAAAACCGGAGAUAUUGGUUACUACGACGACAAAGGAUUCUUCUACGUGGUCGAUCGCGUGAAAGAAUUGAUAAAAGUCAAGGGGCUGCAGGUAGCUCCCGCGGAGUUGGAGGAUAUUUUGCACAAGCAUCCGUCACUCUCUGAUGCCGCUGUGGUUGGAAUCCCGCAUGACAAACUUGGCGAGGCCCCGCGAGCGUUUGUUGUGCCAAAAAUGGGUUCCGAUGGGAAACCCGUGGAUGUGGAUCCCGUAAAUGUCCAGAAGAUGGUCGAAGAACAUGUUUCUGAGCACAAAUACUUGGCCGGUGGGGUAGAAGUUGUGGAAAGCUUACCCAAAAGCCUGACAGGAAAAAUUUUGCGACGGCAGCUCAAGGCUGAUUACCUGAAGAAAUUGGAAGGCAAAGAUUGAAUCCAGUAAUACUGUCGAAAUUUAAUAUAAUCCAGGGGAAGACUCGACAAGAAAUUUCUGAUACCGGAAAACUUGUGUACAUAUCCUACCGAUUAGCAUUAUUCAAUGUGGUGGUUAUUGAAAUCUUUGGCCAGAAUGUAUUCUCCGGGUUUAGCGAUUAACAGUAUGUGCGAAACUGAGCUUCCAAAACCCGAGGCAGAUAUUUGAUUCGGGAACGCAAAACCGCGAAAUUUUCCGAAGUGCUUGUAUGUAGUUCGACUCUUGUAUAUUUUUUUUUUUUUCUGGACAAAAUGUGCUCAAUUUUUUUUUUCUAUUAUCCAGAGGAUCAUUCGGAGGCUCUCGUUUCUCAGGUGGUGCGGUUUAUGUCACCCUGCCGUCACGAAGAAAAAUAUACUUCAAUCAAAGCUUUGACUUGGUAUCGUAUAUAAACUAGGUGUCAAUUAGUAUUCGUUGAGGGAAAUGUUUGGCUGUUCGGGAUAAAUGCAUAUUUUUGCGAGAUUUAUACGUAUUUAGGUUUGCUGUUGGGUUCAAGGGACAUUUAGUGAUAUGUAUUGUUCACGUGCUCAAAUGUUCAUUUAUUCUUACAUUCCAUUGUUCAUUGAUUUUUAUGAAUAUGGGACUGCAACUGAAUAAAACGGAUUCCUCCUCUUUUGUGGCUACCGAAA
Messenger RNA from Notodromas monacha, 2561 nucleotides. Lineage: Eukaryota; Metazoa; Arthropoda; Ostracoda; Podocopida; Cyprididae. The record is from the annotation of a GenBank genome assembly.